AUGGUUCGCCAUAAGAAAGAUAACUCUUCCAAAGCGAAGAAAUACUCUACGAAACCUCGACCUCCGCCGCGAGCCUCAGGACGAGGCGCCGACGAAGGUGGCGGUGGUGAACGUCCCCCUUUCAAGGCAGCGUGCUGGGAUUUUGGACACUGUGACGCGAAGCGAUGCAGCGGGAAACGUCUAAUGCACUUUGGGAUGAUGCGCGAGUUACCCAUCGGCCAGAAGUAUCCCGGAGUCGUUAUCUCACCCAACGCUAAACGCGUACUAUCCCCAGCAGACAAGGAGCUACUAGAACAAUACGGGGCAGCAGUGGUCGAAUGUUCGUGGGUCCGAGUAGAGGAAAUUCCCUGGUCACGGAUCGGUGGGAAAUGUGAACGCCUCCUCCCCUAUCUCGUUGCCGCAAAUCCUGUCAAUUAUGGGCGGCCGUGGCGUCUUAAUUGUGUCGAGGCCCUUGCGGCGUGCUUUUGCAUAUGUGGACACCAGGAUUGGGCUGAAAUCGCUCUGCAGCAUUUUCCCUACGGAAAGCCGUUCUUGGAGAUCAACUCCCAGCUGUUCAAGCGCUACGCAGCUUGUCAAAGCGAGGAUGAGAUCAAAAAGGCCGAAGAGACUUGGUUAGCGAAGCUAGAGAAGGAAUACACCAACAGCAGACUCAAGGGACCGUCAGACGAAGGCGAUGAUUGGGCCGGAGGCAACCUCAACAGACGGGAAGUGUUUGACUCGGAUGAAGAGGGUGAUGACGACAACAACGAAGAGUCCGAAGAAUCCGAAAAUGACAAUAUCACACAUCAGCAAGGUGUGUCGUUGAUGCCUCCUGAUACAGACGAUGAGGACGAAGAGGCGGAGAUGGCUGAGAUCCGGCGAAAGAUACUUGCAUCGAAGCCUUUUAGUGACUCUAUAUCAACCGAGGCGCGGAUGGGUGACCCGCAACAGCCGCACCUUGAGAAGCAGAGCACUGACAGCGGUUUGGGUUCGGCGAUCCCAGAGUCAGCGGCAAUACUUGUCGACUCUGACGCUGAGUCAGGCUCGGGUGAAGAAGACUACGACGACUUUGAUCAGAUCGCCAAUGCCACGCCUGUCACUGAUCGGAUAGGUAUCGUGGCACGGGAGAGACAGAAGAAGCUGGAGCAAGCCAGUGCGUCCUUUUCGCGGACCAUAAUCUCUGCACCAAAGAAGUGGUAG
This is a messenger RNA of Exophiala spinifera, 1179 nucleotides long. RefSeq lists its product as uncharacterized. Gene Ontology annotation, biological process: maturation of SSU-rRNA. Gene Ontology annotation, molecular function: rRNA small subunit aminocarboxypropyltransferase activity. The record is from RefSeq and is a predicted model, not a curated record. The transcript is spliced from 2 exons. Bases 1 to 1179 code for a protein of 392 amino acids. NCBI's taxonomy places the organism in Eukaryota, Fungi, Ascomycota, Eurotiomycetes, Chaetothyriales, Herpotrichiellaceae.